Molecule: messenger RNA, 530 nt
Organism: Thalassophryne amazonica
Lineage: Eukaryota; Metazoa; Chordata; Actinopteri; Batrachoidiformes; Batrachoididae
Gene: efcab10
Product: EF-hand calcium-binding domain-containing protein 10
Exons: 4
Coding region: 54-455 (133 amino acids)
Molecular function (GO): calcium ion binding
Source: RefSeq, a predicted model, not a curated record
GUCUCACGACGGGCGUCGUAUCUUAGCAACAGAGUGAAACCACGGAAGGAGAGAUGGCGACCCCUGAAGAAAGUAACGCAGAAUAUCUGAGAAAACACCAAAUUGUGGACCUAAUGCAAAACCUGACCAGCAUGCUGCUGUUUUACCGACCAGAUGAUCCCAGAGAGUUUCUUAUUGAGCAACUAGAGCAGCUGAAGAUUUCUCAGCAGAGUGGUGGGAAAGGGCCAAGUCUCUUUGACAGCUCCAACAUCGAUGCCCUGUUCAGAAUGCUGGAUCCUACAAAUCAAAAAUACAUCACUUUUGCUCAGUACAAAUCAGUACUGACAUCUUUGGGUGUAAAAGAUUUCAAUGAAUGUCCUGAAGGUGUAAAUGAAGAUAAAAUUUCAUACGAGACCUUCAAAACAGAAGUGUUGGAAGCCCUGCAGAGAGCCUCAGCAACAUACACUCAGCCGUAAAGAUCCUUUAUUUUUUGGAGGUUAAGUCACACCAGGGUAUAAGCAACACUUGCUAAAAAAUGGCUCUUGAAUAGG